UCGUCCCUGGCGUUGCGCAUCGGAGAGGUGCUCCGGGAGCACGACAUCGUCCGUCACGCUGAUAGGGUAGUCUUGUGCGUGAGCGGAGGCGUGGACUCGGUCGCGCUGCUGCACCUAAUGGUCGAGCUUCGACAGGAAUGGGCGCUCGACCUGCACAUCCUGCACUUCAACCACGGCAAGCGCGCCGAAUCCCGGGAGGAGGAGGCGUUCGUGAAGGAUCUCGGCGCGAAACUCGGGGUCGAGGUGCACGUCAGGCGCCCGACGAAGGCGUUCGACACCUCCGGGUUCCAGGCGAAGGCGCGGGCCUGGCGGAGGGACGAGGCGGAGAAACUCCUCGACGCCGUCGCGGGCCAGGUCAUCUUGCAGGGGCACCACGCCGACGACCAGACCGAGACGGUCCUCAUGAAGAUGAUGCGGGGGUGUCACGUGUCAAACAUCGCGGGCAUGUCGCAUCGAGCGGGCAAUUACGGUCGCCCCCUGCUGGACGUUUCGAAGGACGAACUUCGUCGUUACCUGACGUCCCGAGCGUUGGAGUGGCGGGAGGAUGCGUCCAACGCGGAUGUCGCCUUUUUACGGAACAGGGUCCGCGCCGAGCUCGUCCCGGUGUUGCGC
Micromonas commoda is the source of this 612-nucleotide messenger RNA. RefSeq lists its product with no specific name. The annotation marks the transcript as partial. Gene Ontology annotation, molecular function: ATP binding; ligase activity, forming carbon-nitrogen bonds. Gene Ontology annotation, biological process: tRNA processing. The transcript has a single exon. The record is from RefSeq and is a predicted model, not a curated record. NCBI's taxonomy places the organism in Eukaryota, Viridiplantae, Chlorophyta, Mamiellophyceae, Mamiellales, Mamiellaceae.